Molecule: messenger RNA, 216 nt
Organism: Cantharellus anzutake
Lineage: Eukaryota; Fungi; Basidiomycota; Agaricomycetes; Cantharellales; Hydnaceae
Product: ubiquitin-related domain-containing protein
Exons: 2
Biological process (GO): protein sumoylation
Cellular component (GO): septin ring; nucleus
Molecular function (GO): protein tag activity; ubiquitin-like protein ligase binding
Source: RefSeq, a predicted model, not a curated record
CAGGUCACAUCUUCAACUGGGGAGGAGAUUUUCUUCAAGAUCAAGCGCAGUACGAAGUUGGUGAAGCUUCAGAAUGCGUAUGCAAAUAAAGUUGGCAAGGAUGUUAGCGGAAUCCGUUUCUUGUAUGACGGAGUUCGAAUCAAUGAUGGAGAUACGCCAACCAGUCUUGGGAUGGACGAUAACGACAGGAUCGAUGUGAUGGUCGAACGUAUGUGA